GGCUUCCUGACAGCUUUUCUUAGAUCAGCUCUCAGAGAAGUCUAUGCCAGACUCGGGCCUGACUUGGGUUCCCCUUUGCCAGGCAGCUGUGGAUGUGUGUCUAUGCGGGUGAGGGUGUGUUUGGGGAAAAGUGGUUUGAGGUGAGAUGAGAUUAUCCCCAGUGGGAGUUACCUUUGUCUACAGAGAGGACAUGAUUUUCAGAAGAUCCAUUUAAUUGCAUGCGUUGGAAGCACUGCCAGUAAAAUUUUCUGGGAGCUACAAAUCCACAUCAGUUUCUACAGAUGAAGUCUACCAAGAGGCAGGUCUCCUGUGCCAGUAGUUUGCAACUGUCCUUGGAGGCCAUGGAACUUAGAAGAAUUUGGAAGACACCCUGGGGAUGCUAGAUGAGUAGGGCAUGAAUCUAGGAGGGGCAGGAGGAGGACUGCAAAACCGAUGACAUUAGGCAGUUCCGACAAUUAUUGGGGAAAUAAAGGAGGACUGAGUAGUGCAGCAGAGGCUGUGGGGUGUGGAGCCAGAGAAUUCUGUGUCAUGUUUCCAUGGUGUUUAAAAUGCUUCCCAGCUCCCAGGAGAAACUGCACGGGUAUUGGUUAAUGGGCUUUUCUAGCUGUGUGGCCUCGGAUUACUUCUAAACCUCUUUGGCUUCAGUUUCCUCAGUUGUAAAAUGAGGAACGUAACAGUACCAGUCUCAGAAGUGAAAAUGAAAAGUGAUGAUGCUUACAGAGCCUUAGCACAGUUUCUAGCACCUAUUAAGCUCCCAUAAAUCUUAGCUAUUAUAUAAAGACUAUUUAAGUGACUAGUGCAAGGAAGUUUAAUUAAUGAAUAUGAAUUGAUUGCAACAAAGUAAUACAUUUGUUUAAUGUAUUUAAAAAAAUAUUAGUUCUUCCUUUUGGAUUGCGGUUGCUGUCUAGAUGAUUCUGUUUGGUUUCAAUAUCUAUUUAUAUGUAUAGUUACAAAAGGGAGCUGGGCUGGAGCAAUGUGCAGCAGAUGCCUAAGUGCAGGAGACUGGUUACACGGUGCGUGAAAGGCCCCCAUCAUUGGGCAUUUGAGACAGCAGAGGAAAGUCUCUGGAUACUGUAGCACCUGUGGUCACAGAAGAGAAGCCAUUCCUGUUACUGUGCAGGCCCUCUGUCAUGUAGUUGAACUAAUUGAAGAUGCCUUUGUAAUUAAAACCUUUCUGGGUACAAGCACUGAAUUUCUCCAGGUUGGGCCUGGAACACACAUCCGGGUAUAUGGUGGGAAAGGGCUCUAAGGCUAAAUGUUAAUAGCUGUUUCCCUACACUGUGUCACACAUUGGAGCCCAAGCAGCACUUGUAUCUCUAUAAACAACACAAACUUGUAAGCACUUAUUACGUGCCAGGCACUACUGUAAACACUUUGUCAGUCCAUGAAUUCAUUUAAUUAUUAUCCUUCAACAGCCCUUUGUGGUUGGUACCUCCAUCAUACCCAUUUAACAAUGAAACAGGCAAGGCAACUUGCUGCUGGUCCCACAGCUAGUAAGUGGUACAGCGGCCAGGUUUUUGGACCAGGUGCUCUAUGCUCUCAACCCAUACACAUCUGGCGGUUGAAGUGAUGGGCUCCACUCUUCCAAUUUCCAAUCCUCGCACAUUGGUGUAGCCACAGAACCCAGGCCUCUUGGGCAUAUGUGGAGCAAUGGUCCCCUCAGUACCUGGAAGGGCAACCAGAAGUAGUGAACGCCAGAGAACCCUGGGUAAUUCCCAGGAUUGAAACCAUUCUGUGGCUUGAGCCAGCCGGCCUACAUCCCCCGGAGGAGCUACCGAAUGGGGGCGCUGCGGGACCCGAGCCUCCGGCCAGCAGCUCUGUCCUUUGCCAUCUCCCAAAGUAGGGGCUGGACGGCUGCGGCUGCGAUAGGGAACCACAGAGAUGGGAAACUUCCCAGGUUCCUAGAGAGGAGGGGAGACGGUUACCGCACUUGCCGCUGAACCUGUUGGAAGCUUUCCCAGAGGCUGGCUGCAGUCCCAUGCUUUCUCUUCGCUUGCACUGUGUGGGUGUCACAUCUCAGGACCUGGAGGGCAGUGUGCGAAGCAGAGACGCCUGCCAUGCUCCAGAUCACCUGGCGCCCAGAGCCAGUGACCUUUGAGGAUGUGACUGUGUACUUCACCCAGAAUGAAUGGGUCAUCCUGGAUCCUGUGCAGAGGGCCUUGUACAGGGAGGUGAUGCUGGAGAAUUAUGCAAAUGUGACUUCCCUGGCUUUUUCGUUCACCAGACCUGUUCUGGUCUCUCAGCUGGAGUGAGGGGAACUGCCAUGGGGCCUCGAUCCCUGGGAACCCGUGGGCAGGGAGGCCCUCAGAGGAGUCUGUCCAGGCGGGGAGACCAGAAAUGACAAGGAAGAAUCAAUGCCAAAAGAACACAUUUCCAAAGAAGCAGAGUCCCACGGACUGACAUUAGGAGGUCUGCCAGGGAAUGUUCCCCAGCACCUUGGCUUCAGGAGCCACCUAGAACAGCACAGCCACGGGAUGGUGAAGAGGACAAAGUCAAAGAGGAGAGAUUUCACAGAUGGGUCAACCAGGCAUCAGGAGGCCUGUGCUGUGGAGAGCGGGGAGAAGUGUGAGAAACUGGGAAAAUACAUUAGUGUUAGCACACAACUCACUACAAAUCAGACAAUUUCUAGCGGUCAGCUAUCUUAUAAGUGUGGAAAAUGUGACAGAUGCUUCAUUCGGAUGGCAGACUUCCACAGACAUCAGAGAUGUCACACUGGUGAAAAGUCUUUUGAAUGCAAAGAAUGCGGAAAAUACUUCAGAUAUAAUUCCUUACUUAUCCGGCAUCAGGUAAUCCACACUGGGAAGAAACCAUUUAAAUGCAAAGAAUGUGGGAAAGGUCUCAGUUCAGACAUGGCCUUGAUUCAGCAUCAGAGAAUCCACACUAGAGAAAAGCCUUAUGAGUGUCGGGAGUGCGGCAAGGCCUUCAGCUGCAGCCCCGUCUUCCUCCAGCACCAGAGGUUCCACACUGGAGAGAAGCUCCAUGAGUGCGACGAAUGUUGGAAAACUUCCAGCUGUAGCUCAAGUUUCAUCCUCCAUCAGCGAAUGCAUACUGGGGAGAAACCCUGUGAAUGUAAGGAGUGUGGGAAAUGAUUAAGCUCCAACACAGCCCUGACUCAGCAUCAGCGGAUCCACACUGGGGAGAAACCUUUUAAAUGUAAGGAGUGCGGGAAGGCGUUCAAUCAGAAAAUCACCCUGGUUCAGCUUGAGCAUGGCCGCACUGGUGAGAAACCUUAUGAGUGUAAGGUGUGUGAGAAAACCUUUAGCUGGUGUGGAAGGUUCAUCCUGCAUCAGAAACUCCACGUGCAGAAGACAUCUGUCCAAGAGUAGCACUCUCCACAGCUAGGCUCACAGUGCCUCUUCUUGUUUCUCCCCAUCUUCAUGCCUUUGAUCAGUGUCAUCACUGCAUUUUCUGAACUGUGCUAAUUCUAUUUAUUUAUUUAUUUAUUUAUUUAUUUAUUUAUUUAUGGCUGCAUGGGGUCUUAAUUGCAGCAUGCAGGAUCUUUCGUUGUGUCGCACCAGCUUCUCUCUAGUUGUGGCGUGGGCUCCAGAGUGUGCGGGCUCAUUAGUUGUAGCUCACAGGCUUAGUUGCCCUGUGGCAUGUGGGAUCUUUGUUCCCUGACCAGGGAUCGAACCCGCUUCCCCUGCGUUGGAAGGUGGAUUCCUAACCACUGGACCACCAGGGAAGUCCCUAACUGUGCUAAUUCUUAAACAUAUGCUGCUUCUCUCUGCAUAACUGCAACGCGUGCUCCUCUGGCCUGUCCCACUAAGAUGUUUAAUUCAGACUCUCAGCUUGCAUCAUGAAACUUUCCUCAGGUUCUCUUAACCCUUGUUUCCCCAAGAUGAACUCUCUUUACAGUUAGAAAAGACAAGAAACAAACCCCCAAACUUAAAAACAUCAAAGGAAGGUUUUCAGAUUGAAAGGAUACACCAAGUGCCCAGCAAGAUGGAUUUGGGGGAAACCUACAUCAAAAACCAUCACUGUGAAUGAUCAAAGCACCAGGUUUAAAGAGAAGAUGUUAAAACGUUUCUAGAGAGGGAAAACAAAAGAUCAGGAGUAAGAAUAGCAUUGGAUUUCUCAACAGCAACCUUGACAGUUAGAUGACAAUGGUGUAUGCCUUUGACAUUCUAAGGGAAAUGAUUUCCACCAGAAUUUUAUACCCUCAAGUGUGGGCAUAGAAUAAAGACAUUUCAGACCUUGUACCUCUUAAAAUUUUAUCUCCCCUGCAUCCUUUCUCAGAUGUGCAACCCUAAACAAGGGUUAAGAAAAGGCAAGCUCUGUGGACCCUCUAUUAAAAUCUGUAUAUUGGAAAUCUCUUAAACACAAAAACAGAGGGGCCCUGUCUGUGUGGAGCCAUCUGCAUCUUGGAAGGACAGUCCUAAUAGGGUGCAGACUUCCAGAGACCUACCUUGGGUACAGUGCCCACCCUCACUACUUCUGACUCUGCAGUGACUCUUUGCUACUCAGUUGUAGUCUAUGCCUUUGCAAAAAUGGGGUGUUUGUACCCUUUGAAUGAGAUGCAAGGCCCUAUUUGUCUUAAAUUUGACCAUCUCAUUACUGUUCCAAGUGACCACCCAUCAGCAAACAUUCCCUUGCAAUUUCAUCUGGUUAUUUUUUAUGAUCUGGAAGAAGCCACCAUUAUUUUCUGUUACCUGCGGUUACAAGAGAAGUAAAUAUGUUCUGUUGUAGCAUCCACUCGUGCAGACAGCUUGACUUUGCCCACUGCAGGAAGUGGAGGGCAGUGGUUAAUCAUUCGGAGCCAGGCCAACUUUGGUAUGAACCCAGGCGUGUGACCUUGGUUAAGUUACGGAAACUGCGCUAAUUUCCUUAUCUGUAAAAUAGGGAUGACCGUCUACCUCACAGGAUCGUGCUGAGGAUUAACUGCAUUAAUACACAUAGAAGUAGUUAGAACAGUGACUGGAGCGUAAUAAACAAAAGUGUUAUUAUCAUAA
Messenger RNA from Orcinus orca (killer whale), 4949 nucleotides. RefSeq names its product zinc finger protein 620 (gene ZNF620). Gene Ontology annotation, biological process: negative regulation of transcription by RNA polymerase II. NCBI's taxonomy places the organism in Eukaryota, Metazoa, Chordata, Mammalia, Artiodactyla, Delphinidae. Gene Ontology annotation, molecular function: DNA-binding transcription repressor activity, RNA polymerase II-specific. The record is from RefSeq and is a predicted model, not a curated record.